AUGACGAAAACGCGGGUACUGGAUUCUCUGGGUGUGCAGGCAGCAGGCUUGCUGUGUUCGUACACGAUAUAUGGGUAUCUCCAAGAGAAGAUCAUGUCGGGAACAUACGGUGAUCACAGGUUCAGAUCCACAGUGAUUCUAGUAGCUUUUAAUCGAAUAGCUGGAAUUCUCGUAGCGAUCUAUCUUCAAUCGCACGUACUGAAGAACUCAAUCAAACCUCGACAUCCACUCUAUGCUUACGCAUCUGUAUCGCUUUCCAACUUCCUUUCUACCCUGUGUCAGUACGAAGCUCUCAAUUAUGUUAAUUUCACCACUCAGACUCUCGGUAAAUGCUCAAAGAUGGUUCCUGUCUUGCUGCUUGGGGUAUUGGUAUACGGAAAGAGAUACAGAUGGAGGAAUUAUGCUGCUGUUCUAUUGGCCACGAUAGGCACGUCUCUGUAUAUGUUCACUACGAAUAUCAAGUCAUCCGAAACGAAAUUCUCUACAGCUCGAGGUAUUAGUCUUUUAGUUGGAUACCUCUUAUUCGACGCGCUCGCCAGUACCACGGAAGCGAAACUGUUUCAGAAGGGACACGAAAGAUCUAGACAAAAGGACAGAUCAUCGAGAGAUUUGAAGGGAGGAUCGUCGAAGGAUGAGAUGGUUUAUGAUCAAAUGUUAUGGACGAACAUAUGCUCGUUGGUCAUAUCUGGACUAGUCAUUAUGACCGACAAGAAACAGUCUCUCCAGGGCUUCCUUCAGAUAGCUCUCUCCCCAUCUGGCCCUCGACUCUUAUUCGAUAUCGCCCUCCUAUCCUUAUCAGCAUCCAUGGGCCUCAUCUUUCUCCUAACGAUCAUUGCCACUUUCGGAGCUCUGACAUGCAGUACACUAAUGACUAGUCGACAAUUCUUGUCUAUCGUCCUAAAUGGUAUAGCCUUCAGAAACGGGAAGAAUGUCGGGAGUCUGGGGUGGAUCGGAAUAGGAUACGUUGCUAGUGGUGUACAGCUGGAAUUGUCAAACAAAAAGAAAAUCCAGGAGGAAAAGAAUAGUCCGCCCUUAUCGCCCACCAAACAAGGUAAAACGAACACAGCCAGUAUUGAAACCAUUGCCCAAUACUUGUUCUUACCUAUCAUCGGAGGUAUAAUCGCUCAUCUCCUGGCAGUAACCCUCAUACCGAAUCAAGUCUCCAGCACAACCAACUCUUUGGAGCUGUUCCCUACUAGCUCGUCGUUCUUUUAUGGCAACCAGACUUAUUCGAGGUCCGAUAUUCAGAAAUUAAGCAUAAGCACUAGUUGUCCCGAACCUCCGAAGCGGUCCUUCUAUCCCCUUAAAAUACCUAGGACUGCCCUUGCCAGUUUCCCUCGAUCUGGAAAUACCUUUACUCGAGAAUUGGUAGAGCACAGUACAGGCUACUAUACUGUCGAUGUCUUCUGUAAAUCACCUCAUUGGUAUCGAUCUCAUCAGAAAUACUUUGAGGAAGCUUGUACACAUCCCGAGAACAAUUUCUUGGUCAAGACUCAUGCACCAGAAUUCACAUCAUACGGUGAUGACAAUUCCGAGUGGUCCCCUCAAGUAGAAGAGUUUGAACGAUUCGUCCAAGUCGUACGUAAUCCUCUAGAUUCAUUGUGGAGUUUCUGGCAUUUCCUACGAAACGACUUGAACCACACUUCUCGAUCGGAUGGGAUCGACGUAUUGGGUCUACAUCAUCUAUCUGAAUUGGACCUGAUGGCCAAUGCUUGGGUUCAACAUACGGAUUAUUGGAUGAAUUUGGAUAAACCUAGAGUAAUGAUUCGAUACGAGGAUUUCAGAGGACCCGAUCAGAUUCAACAUCUAGCUCGAGUACUAAAAACCCUUCUCCCCCCUGGGGAAUUACCAAGUAUAGAGAGAUUGGUAUGUGCGGAUGAUGAUAGGAAAGUAGCUUAUCAAUCUAGAAAGGCGAAAGCUUUUUACUCUUGGGAUCAUUAUGAACCUGAAGUUAGAGAUCAUAUACUGGAUGUGGUCAAGGGACCUUGGUGUAGAUUGGGUUUCGAAGAGAUGUUGAGGGAACAAAGAGGUAUAAAAGGUGUGAAAUGUGGAUAG
Messenger RNA from Kwoniella botswanensis, 2055 nucleotides. RefSeq lists its product as uncharacterized. Gene Ontology annotation, biological process: transmembrane transport. The record is from RefSeq and is a predicted model, not a curated record. Lineage: Eukaryota; Fungi; Basidiomycota; Tremellomycetes; Tremellales; Cryptococcaceae. Gene Ontology annotation, molecular function: 3'-phosphoadenosine 5'-phosphosulfate transmembrane transporter activity; sulfotransferase activity. The transcript is spliced from 7 exons. Gene Ontology annotation, cellular component: Golgi membrane; endoplasmic reticulum membrane. The coding region runs from base 1 to 2055 and encodes 684 amino acids.